AUGGUGUCAGAAAAGCAUUUUCCUGGGGAAAAAGAUGUACCCAUGUCCUCGGAGAAAGAUGAAAAACCAGAUGCAGUUAAAAUAGCAAUCUUGUUGAAUCUAAUCGGUGAUGAAGGUGAGAAUAUCCAUAACACCUUUAAGUUAGAAGAUAAUGAAAAGACAUUUAAUAGUAUUAUUAAAAAAUUUGAUGAUUAUUGUUUUCCACAAAGUAACGAAGUUUUUGAACGGUUUAAAUUUUUCUCCUGCUCUAAAAAGGAUGGUCAAAGCAUUGACAACUAUGUGACAAAACUGAAAACUCUAUUUGCUUCGUGUAAUUUUGGAGACCAGGAAACCAGCUUGAUUCGAGAUAGAAUAGUACUUGGAGUGAAAGACACUGGACUGCAAGAGCGAUUACUUAGAGAGCCCAGUCUGGGCUCUCUAAGCAAGGCUGUUGACAGUGUUCGUGCAUGUGAACUCAGCAGAAGACAAGUUGAAACUAUUAAUGGGUCAACAAAUAGCAGUAGUAUUGAUGUGAUUCAAAAGCAAGGGCAAGGUAGCAGUUAUGCUCGAAAUCCGUAUCCUAAUGUGGACUGCCAGUCAUGUGGUAGAAUGCACAAAAGAGGGCAGUGCCCUGCAUAUAAUGAUCUAUGCAAUAAGUGUAAAAAAAAGAAUCAUUUUGCUGUGAUGUGCAAAGGUAAGUUCAACUAUAACAAAAAUGUGAAUGAGGUACAAUUUGCCUGUGACUCUAAUAGUAGUGACAAUAAUGAUAUUUGUCUUUUUGUUGAUAAUGUGCUUAAUGUUCACUCGGUAAAUUGUAAUGAAUGGCUUAAAACAAUAUCAAUUGAGGGUCAGCAGGUGUCUUUUAAGUUAGAUACUGGGGCACAAGUAAAUGUUUUGCCUGUGCAUAUUUUCGAAACAUUAAAUUUGAAAAAAAGUUUAAGCUCAACUGAUGUUGUUUUAGUGUCGUAUGGAAAUAACAAGUUGGAACCUAUUGGUUCCAUAGAUUUAAUGUGCUGCACUGACAAAUAUUCUGAUGUGUUACUUAAAUUUAUUGUAAUUGAUGUGAAAUCGAAGCCUAUCCUAGGUUUACAAGCUUGUGAAGAGCUACAAUUGGUUAAAUGCAUUGAUACUCUUGAAUCUAAAAUAAAAGUAGUUGAAAAAUAUAAAGUUGUAUUUGAGGGAUUGGGAAAGUUUCCUGGGGAACCUUGUCACAUUGAGGUAAAACCGGAUGUUGCUCCUGUAAUAAAUGCUCCUAGAAGAGUGCCUCAAUCCUUAUAUAAAGAGUUAAGAAAAACCUUUAAUGAAUUAGAGAAGUUAGGCAUUGUAUCUGAAGUUAAUCAGCCAACAGAUUGGGUUAAUAGUAUGGUAGUGGUUGAAAAGCCUAAUGGGAAACUACGGAUAUGCCUUGAUCCUAGAAAUCUUAACAAAGCGAUAAAACGUGGGCACCAUGCAAUACCAUCC
Parasteatoda tepidariorum (common house spider) is the source of this 1440-nucleotide messenger RNA. NCBI's taxonomy places the organism in Eukaryota, Metazoa, Arthropoda, Arachnida, Araneae, Theridiidae. The record is from RefSeq and is a predicted model, not a curated record.